AUGGAUUUCCCGGGAAAUGACAUAACAUUUCUCUACUCCCCUGAUGUUAACCACUGUCAGCUCCUGUGCACCCAGCACCCCUCUUGCCUCUUCUUUACCUUUAUUCGUGCUGAUUGGACCCAUGAUGACAGGCACUUCUACUGCUACCUAAAGUCCACUCCCUCAGGAGAGCCCAGUGUUCAGACUCCAGUACAGGGUGUCACUUCUGGUUUUUCUCUAAAAUCCUGCAGCCCAGGCCCACAACCUUGCCUGUCUGAGCUGUACCAAAACAUGGACUUUAUCGGGGGAGACUACAGGUCCGUGUUCACAGGUGACCACAAGGAGUGCCAGCGAGUGUGCACUCAGGACCCUGCGUGUCAGUUCUUCACUUUUGUAAAACAGAAUUUCUUAAAUAGUAAAGUCAGGUAUAAGUGUCACCUAAAAUUCAGUUGGACUGUACCAAGGACUCCUGUUAUUGAAAGAAAAGCUGGUGUAACAUCUGGAUUCUCCCAAAAAACAAACCAAACUCAGCACUUUGACAAAGUAUGUCAGAGAAAGCUUUUUCCAAACACUGACAUCCCAGGAAGUGACAUUGAGUCUCUGCCUGCUGCCUCUCCUGAACACUGUCAGACUCUGUGCUCAACUCAUCCGCGCUGCACCUACUUCACUUAUAGCAGGCAGUACUGGGCUAGAGUGGCUUAUGAAGGAGUAGAUUUCAAAGGUUCUGACAUUCGCGAUGAGCUGAUGGAUGAUGCAGACACAUGCCAGAAGACAUGCACUGAGGACCCUCACUGCCAGUUCUACACCUACGCUGAUGAAACCUUCUUUGAUCGCAGUUAUCGGCGUCGCUGCAACCUGAAGCGUGUCAUCACCAUCCCUGCUCCUCCCAAAGUCAUCAAAGUCACCAAUGUUGUGUCGGGUUUCUCCCUUAAAAACUGCCCAUAG
Messenger RNA from Pundamilia nyererei, 924 nucleotides. Its product is annotated as coagulation factor XI-like. NCBI's taxonomy places the organism in Eukaryota, Metazoa, Chordata, Actinopteri, Cichliformes, Cichlidae. Gene Ontology annotation, molecular function: protein binding. Gene Ontology annotation, biological process: proteolysis. The transcript has 8 exons. Gene Ontology annotation, cellular component: extracellular region. The record is from RefSeq and is a predicted model, not a curated record. The coding region runs from base 1 to 924 and encodes 307 amino acids.